AUGAGACGUGUUUUACUAGCCAAAUUCCUUCUAUGGGCUGGCUUCGCUGCUAGCCAUGCCAUCAGCAUUGGCGACUCUAUGGAUCGACGGGCUGUCCAAGAUGCUCAUCAAAAAGCUGCAAUUCCGAGCCGUAAUGGUCUGCGAUUCGUGAUCGACGGCCAGGCAGACUACUUUGCUGGCAGCAACUCUUAUUGGAUCCCCUUCCUCAAGAGCAAUUCCGACGUGGACUUGGUUAUGAGCCAUCUGAAGCAAUCCGGUCUCAAGGUGCUUCGCGUCUGGGGAUUCAACGAUGUUAACGAGAUCCCCACCGACGGCCGCGUCUGGUUCCAUCACAUCUCAAAUGGAACGUCGACCAUUAACGAUGGAGCCGAUGGCUUGCAGCGUCUGGACUACGUUGUCAAGUCCGCCGAAGCGCACGACGUCAAGCUUAUCGUCAACUUUGUCAAUAACUGGGGUGAUUAUGGCGGUAUUGCUGCGUACAAUACGGCCUUUGGAGGUAACGCGACGUCCUGGUAUACGGAUGAGGCUUCUCAAAAGUCUUACCGGGAAUAUAUUAAGGCCGUUAUCUCUCGGUACAAGGGAUCGUCGGCUAUCUUUGCUUGGGAGCUUGCCAAUGAGCCUCGCUGCCGUGGAUGCGAUACCAGUGUGAUUUACAAUUGGGUCAAGAGUACUAGCGCCUUUAUCAAGUCCCUUGAGCCUGCCAGAAUGGUUUGCAUUGGAGAUGAGGGAAUGGGUCUCACUACUCAAUCGGACGGCACUUACCCCUUCACCUACUAUGAGGGAGUGGAUUUUGAGAAGAACCUCGACAUUCCUACCAUCGAUUUUGGCACGCUUCAUCUAUAUCCUAGCCAGUGGAGUGAGCAAGAUCCUUGGGGUAACCUCUGGAUCGAAGCUCACGGUGCUGCUUGUGUCAAGGCCGGAAAACCAUGCUUGCUGGAGGAGUACGGCUCCCUUGCGCAUGCAUCUUCCGAAGCCCCUUGGCAGCAGACUGCGUUGAAGACAAAGGGCAUUGCAGGUGAUACUUUCUGGCAAUAUGGUGACAAUCUUUCUUCUGGUCCUUCACCGGAUGAUGGAUACACUAUCUUCCGUGGAACUGCUAACUAUACUAUCCUGGUGACUGAUCACGUCAAGAGCAUCAAGAAGGCCAACAAGCACUAG
Penicillium cataractarum is the source of this 1158-nucleotide messenger RNA. RefSeq names its product glycoside hydrolase 5 family protein. The record is from RefSeq and is a predicted model, not a curated record. The coding region runs from base 1 to 1158 and encodes 385 amino acids. Gene Ontology annotation, molecular function: hydrolase activity, hydrolyzing O-glycosyl compounds. The transcript has 4 exons. NCBI's taxonomy places the organism in Eukaryota, Fungi, Ascomycota, Eurotiomycetes, Eurotiales, Aspergillaceae.